Phaeodactylum tricornutum CCAP 1055/1 is the source of this 1833-nucleotide messenger RNA. RefSeq lists its product with no specific name. Gene Ontology annotation, cellular component: GPI-anchor transamidase complex; membrane. Bases 1 to 1833 code for a protein of 610 amino acids. Gene Ontology annotation, biological process: attachment of GPI anchor to protein. Lineage: Eukaryota; Bacillariophyta; Bacillariophyceae; Surirellales; Neidiaceae. The transcript has a single exon. The record is from RefSeq and is a predicted model, not a curated record.
AUGGCGGAUAGUUCGGCAGCUAAUUCCCAGCAAUCGGUAGAUGUUACAACUGAAACCUCUUCGACAAUACCAAAAAAUGUAGGGCAAGGCCGAAAAUGGCUUCCAAUACUGUUGCUACCGUAUUUCAUCGGCAUUUCAUGGCACGUGGCGCAUCCAGCCGUUUCGGUGUUUACUGGACACGAUAGAGCACGCCGGGUGUACAUUGACGAGAACUCGUUGGAUCCUUCUUCCUUUAAAAGUCCCCCCAAAUACUCCAUUAUCAAUCCGUCUGCUCCGAAGAAAGGAGCUUCCGCUGCAUCUUUGUGUGCGGCUGUAGGUGGCAGUACUGGAGAAAACGCAUCCUGCCAUCGAUGGAAUGAAACGAUCGAGAUUCUGCAAAUUUUACCCUCGUCAGCCGCCGUCAUACCCACCAACGAAGCCAUCGUCUUGGUGGUUCCCGUAAUUGACAAUUGGACCGGUGACCAAUUCCAGGCUUCGAUCCGUGAGCUCAUUCAAAGACUUUCGUCAGUUUCGAUCUCCCCGUGGUUGGCUAAAACAUUACUCAUUGUUUCUCCUGUUCCCAACGGAAACAAUACGAUCUCGCUGUCAGAGUCAGUGGGCUCAUUUUUGGAGCUUUACCAAGGUGGACGCUCUACUGCACGUAUGAAAAGGAAUUUUCCGAGAGAUCUAUAUCCCGGAACCAUGAUCCGCAACGUAUUGGUGGUCGAUUGCAACGCGACGACGGACAAAGACGGUUCCAAUCAGGUGCGAAUUCUACCGCAAGGUCGCCGAGGUGUACUACCGAACAUGGACUUGGUAGGGCUGACCGCUGCAAUUGUGCGACGCGGCUCGUUCCUUAAUCGGCAGGUCAAGAAUACUCGCGAUAAGGUCAAAACCGUAAUUCAUCCCUUUCAUGAUACCGCAGAACGCUGGAUGAACAUGAGUCAGGAGUACGUGCUCGAAAGUCGACACUGGCAUUUACGCGAGUUCAUUGAUAUGAUCUUGUUUGAAAGAAUGCUCGUAAUGGGACCCUUACCGCCUCACGCCGAAGCAUUGGAUCGGGGCAUUGACUCGUUGACUCUCGAGGCACAUUUCAAUCAUCUUCCAGCUAGUUUGCACGGACUCUAUCAGGCAGAAUUCGUAUCGUUGUUGGAACUAAUGAUCCGUGCUCUCUCAAAUCUACAUGAGCGGCUUCAUCACUCAACUUCCUUGUACCUGCUCACGUCCUACGAACGCUUCGUCAAACAUGAAGAGUACCUGGUACCCAAUCUACUCUUGGUUAUUCCCAUGGUCGUCCGUGCCGUGACUCUGAUUGUGUUUGAUAUUUCGCGGUUUCACUGGCCGGCAGUGGGCUGGGCUCUCUCGCGGAUGCUCCUGGGUACGGCCUGGGUAGCCUGGAGCGUGCCUCUGGUGGAAGCAACGCUGCCGACCGGAGAUUCGUAUCGCAACUACUGGAUGGGAUUGGUUGUCGCACUCGGAUACGGACCCUUGUUGUUCAUUCCUUGGACCACCCCGUCCGGUCCAAAGUGCCGUGAUGCGGCGGCAUCUUCCAGUAUCCAGUUCCUGGCGUGUCUGCUUGGAGUUUACGUGCACGUCGCCAUAGCUUUUGGUCACGUAUCACUCGCUUUUCCGUCGGCAAUGAUUUGGUCCCCUUUGAUUGCCUUUCCAUCGUACCGCACUCCACUGGCUGGACCGAUGGGAUGGACGAUCCGAUUCCUGAGCGGCUUGCUACUGGUAGUCACCAUGCCGUGCGUGUUUCUGGUACCGAACGUCUUCUCCACCUGGACGGCCUACGUCCAAUACGCCUAUCUACCGCUACACUUGCUCGUGUCCGCGAUAGCGAUGGCCCGCUAG